Ylistrum balloti is the source of this 2305-nucleotide messenger RNA. Its product is annotated as serine/threonine-protein phosphatase 6 regulatory ankyrin repeat subunit A-like. The record is from RefSeq and is a predicted model, not a curated record. Gene Ontology annotation, molecular function: transcription cis-regulatory region binding; protein binding. Gene Ontology annotation, biological process: intracellular signal transduction; positive regulation of transcription by RNA polymerase II; regulation of barbed-end actin filament capping. The transcript is spliced from 3 exons. NCBI's taxonomy places the organism in Eukaryota, Metazoa, Mollusca, Bivalvia, Pectinida, Pectinidae. Bases 55 to 1431 code for a protein of 458 amino acids. Gene Ontology annotation, cellular component: cytoplasm; nucleus.
CGGUGAUGGUAGUCGGUGUAUUCUUUGUCUACAUCAGGUGAAAACUAACCAUGAAUGGUGUUAGAGAGUCGCGAAUCCAAAAUGACUUCAGAUGGAUUUAGACCUACAAGUAGUGAUGCACAGUCUUCUGUCCCAUCAGCUCCUCCUCUCCGCCAACUCCCACUGCCUUCCCAAACUGAAAGUUCUAUGACCUACGGGAGCAGGGUUUUCGGACCUUCAGAUAUGGAACAAGCAACAAAGAUGCGUCAAAAAGAGAUGCAGUUCAAGAUUGUUGGUGCUAUAGAGCAACAAGAUGUAAGUCUACUGACUUCACUCAUCAACGGAGGCGUCAACCUGGACGCUGUCAUUCUGUACGCAAAGACACCUCUUACGUAUGCUCUGGAAUUAGGUCACAACGACAUAGCUUGUCGUCUCAUAUGUGCCGGAUGUGAUGUUGAAAAAUUUGUGGAAUCUAGCAUGGGGUUGAAACCUAUACAUUUUGCUGUGCGAAGGAAGUGUAACAAUGCACUGAAAGAAUUGAUAGCACAUGGAGUUGAUGUUAAUGGAACUGACUCAGGAAAAACAACCGCAUUGCAUUACGCUUGUUAUCUGGGGUUUGAAAAUACAGUAAACAUUUUGCUUUCAAACAAUGCAGACAUUGCUUAUAGUGACAGUUGUGGGCGAACACCUUUGCACCGUGCAAUAGAACAAGAGCAUCAAAACAUUGCCGAGAAUCUGAUCAAACAUGGUGCAUCUGUAAAUUGUCAGGAUGUAUAUGGAUGGCCACCAUUGUUUCAGUCUAUCAUCUUCAAUUCCAGGAGGAUGGUAGAAUUUCUAAUUGAACAGAACUGUGAUUUGAGUAUUAGUGAUUGUCAUGGAAACACAGCCUUACACCUCGCCUGUGACAGAUGCUCUCCAAACAGUACAAAAAUUCUUGUAUCAACCUCUGUUGAAUACCAGAAACGAAAAAAGAAAAUUCCAACAGAAGAAUUAACUCAUCUUUUGAUUGGUCAGAACUCUAAACCGUGUCAUUCAAUGAUCCAAUUAUUAGUCAAUGCAGGAGCUUGUAUAAACAUGAGAAACAGAGCACACGAGACUCCCAUGUAUUUGUCAGCGUUCUGCCAAGACUUCAUUCUCACUGAUUACUUGUACUUGGCUGGAGGCAUGGUUAACAGACAAUGGUUGCAGCUAUGUGAUGAUGUACACCUUGUAAGACGUGGCAAUGAUGUCUAUGCCCCACAACGCCACCAGUUUGAACCUUUGUUUGAACAGCAGUUCAGUCUGUCUCAUCAGUGUCGAGCUUGUAUUCGAAUGACGCUUGGUCAAACCAAAAACAUACGAAACGCCAUUACCAAGUUACCUGCACCACCAAAGUUAAAAGUCUAUAUUGAUGCAUGUGAAUUGAUGAUGGAAAUGGUCAGCAAAAAGGACAUGCAAGCAAGUGUUUCAUAGUGUUAAUGUCAGAUGGCAAAUUGUCCUAGAGAAUGAAACUGUUAAUCAUUUGCUGUAGAUUUCCCCGAAUUUUUAUACGCCAUUUUGACCAUCAUACCGACGGAAUGUUUAUCAGAAACACUGAAUAUAAACAUACCAACUAAAAUGAAUAUUUAUAUGAACCAUCUGAUGUUGUCAGUUUCAUGCUAAUCAUCUGUAUAGUUAGAAUUAAAUUUCCAAAGUUCCAGGACAGCAGCAACACAUUGUUAAAAUCUCUUCCUACCAGCCUGAAUCAGAGUGUUUUUCCCUUGUGAAGAUUGGGUUGGGAAAGACAGCUAGUGUGUUAUCAUAUAACGCUACUCACAAUAUGUUUCGUCAUCAUUUUAUGUAGCGAAACAAAUGGAUAUGUCACAGAUUUUGACACACGUUUCAUUGGAAAUAGACAAUGGCUGGAUGUAAAGGUUUCACAACAGCUUACAAUUUGUUACUGUUUUUCUAAGUUUGUGAGAAAAAGAUUCAAACAUGCGUUGUUCAAUGGACCGGGAUACCCCCUGGAACCCUUGUGCAAGAGUUUGACUGGUCAGCACAAGGCAACCCUUUUGGCACUGUCUUUGCAUUAAAAUGUAAAUCCACAUGUGUAGGCAGUUAGUGUUCAAAACCCGUGCAAAAAUGACAUGCUUUGCUCAGACACUUAAACAUUUCAGCAAUCAUGAACAUAAUUUUCACAACUACCAGAUCUAUGUGUUGAUAUUGAGUAAGUACUUUUAUUACACCUAGAAUUCCUUUCCUGUGUCCAUGAGGAUAACUACACAUUAUUGUACCUGAGCAGUUUGUAUGAAAAAUAGCAAUCAUAACUUAACUCUUUAAAUAAAUGACACAACAGACUAAUUUUUAA